AUACAUUACGAAAUUAAUGCUACCUUUCUUGUUACAGAAGCAAGAAACGAUGAACAAUGUUCAUCAUUAUUAAAUCAUUUAGCCCAAAAUAUUCCCGAGCAUCACCGUACUACUCUUCAUUUUCUUAUGGCACACUUCUGUAGAAUAUGUCAAAUGGAAUACGCCCGAGGAAAUAAAAAUCCCCCCACUCAACUUAUACAAGUUAUGUGCCAUAUUCUUUUGCGACCGCCUUGGGAAAGAAUAAUUCAAGUAGUUUACAACACCCAAGCACACAAUAGAAUUGUAGAACUUCUUCUCUUAUCAUGUGAUUGGAACGAGACUCUUCCUGAAUUUGCUUCAGCUCCUGCAAUACCUCCACGAAAAAUAUCGAAGGUGGGCUCGAGUUUAUAUUCAACGAGCAUGGAUAAAGAUAAAUCUAUUAGUUCAAGUUUACACGAUGCUGAAUGGUAUUGGGGAGAUAUAACACGAGAAGAAGUCAAUGAAAAGUUAAACGAUACCGUCGAUGGUACGUUUUUGGUGAGAGAUGCAUCUAAUAAGGGUGGGGAAUACACAUUAACGCUCAGAAAAGGUGGAGCUAAUAAACUCAUUAAAAUAUGCCAUCGUAAUGGGAAAUACGGUUUUACCGAACCGUACCUGUUCAAUUCAGUCAUCGAUCUAAUAAACCAUUAUCGCCACGAAUCCUUAUCUCAGUAUAACGCUUCCUUGGACAUUAAACUCCUAUAUCCCGCCUCGAAAUACAACCAAGAAGAUGAAAGCGCUUAUACUGAAAAUAUAGAGAAGUUAACAGCAAGUCUACUAGAAGUUAACAAAAGACUGAACGAUAAAAAUAAGCAGUUAGAAACAUAUACGGAGGAUUUCAAUAAGACGUGCAAAGAAGUGCUUAGCAAGAGACAAGCUCUUGAUGCUCUUAGAGAGCUAGUCAAAGUAUUUGUCGAGCAAACUAAGAUGCAAGAGGCGUUUCAAAAGGAAGCUCAGCCGCAUGAAGUUAAGAACCUUAUCGAUAACGCGGAAGUUCUUAAACAGAGAUUGAAAGCUAUGGAGGAAAGUUGUGAACAAUUGGAUGAAAAUUUGCAACAGCGCGAAGCGUACAAUCGAUCUUUAGAACGAGAACUGACAUCACUCAAACCUGUUAUUCGUGAUUUGAUAAAGGAACGCGAAAAAUAUCAACGGUGGCUUGUGCAACGAGGGGUUAAACAGAGUCGUAUACUGCAGCUUUUAAACAGCGAAGAGGAAAGCGAUGGAACAGACCUAAUGGAAGAGUGUGAUAUAGAAAAUCUACCACACAACGAUGAAAGUACGUGGCUGUUAUUGGAUUGUUCUCGUUUAAAAGCGACGGAAUUGUUGACGGGUAAACCGGACGGAACUUUUUUAAUUCGUAUUUCUUAUACUCAGAAAAACCAGUACGCCCUUUCAAUAACGUGCAAUGGUACGGUUAACCAUUGUAUAAUACAGAAAACUGUAAGAGGAUUGGGAUUUUCAGAACCGUACAACAUAUACAGUUCCUUGAAAUCUUUAGUGUUACAUUAUGCUCAAAAUUCGUUAGAAAUUCAUAACGAUUCGUUAAAUACUACUUUGAGGUAUCCGAUUAAAGUAGUCAGUAACUCCAAUGAUUCGAACAGAGCGUAUAGUUAAAUAUAAGAUUAAAUUGUGAUGGUAAAUCUUAAGGACAUGUUUUUUAAAUUUUUUUAUGUGAUCACAGACUUUUAUUUAAUUGACUGAGAAUUCAUCAAGUGGCGUAAUUAUGUGGUUAUACUUUUAAAACAAUUUCAUCUCAUAAACACCAUGCAACUGACUGUGAUAGUGUAAUGAACGAAGGUUUUCCGCCAAUAGUGAAAAGUCUUUGUGUUAGUGACAAAAAGGAAACGAAAAUGGAGUUACCCACAACUUGUACUACUACUAUUACUACUACUUCUACUACUUCUAUUAUUACUACUACUACUGCUGCUGUUGCUGCUCCUACUUAAUACAGAAUACGAUGCAUUUUUUAUAUCUUUGUGUGUAACGUUAAAAAGCUGUUUUAGUGUUGUUAGCAUAUGAAAAAUAUACAUGAAGAAAAUGUCAGAAAAUCGAAGUCACUGUUUCGUGAUCCUUUUAAAAAAAGUUGCCUUUGAUGUCCUUUCGGCUUAUUUUCUCCUUAACUUCAAAUAACAAUGAAAGCGAUGUUUUUAAAGUGUGUUUAUAAAAAUGUAUUAGUAACUGGUAAUCGUAAAUAAUUUGAAUAAGGAAAA
This is a messenger RNA of Agrilus planipennis (emerald ash borer), 2228 nucleotides long. Its product is annotated as phosphatidylinositol 3-kinase regulatory subunit gamma-like. The record is from RefSeq and is a predicted model, not a curated record. Gene Ontology annotation, cellular component: phosphatidylinositol 3-kinase complex. Gene Ontology annotation, molecular function: 1-phosphatidylinositol-3-kinase regulator activity. Gene Ontology annotation, biological process: phosphatidylinositol phosphate biosynthetic process; insulin receptor signaling pathway. Lineage: Eukaryota; Metazoa; Arthropoda; Insecta; Coleoptera; Buprestidae. The annotation marks the transcript as partial. The transcript has 3 exons.